Molecule: messenger RNA, 2650 nt
Organism: Centruroides sculpturatus (bark scorpion)
Lineage: Eukaryota; Metazoa; Arthropoda; Arachnida; Scorpiones; Buthidae
Product: saccharopine dehydrogenase-like oxidoreductase
Exons: 12
Coding region: 110-1393 (427 amino acids)
Biological process (GO): glycolipid biosynthetic process
Cellular component (GO): plasma membrane; mitochondrion; lipid droplet
Source: RefSeq, a predicted model, not a curated record
GUGACACGUGAAACGGAGUAGUGUGAUGUAAUCGACACGCACUACACCGAUAACACAAGGCGACCUGCCUUGUUUCUGCUAGUGUGGGUUUGGUCGUUCGAGGGUGAAGAUGGCUGCCCGUGAAUUUGACAUAGUUAUUUUUGGUGCUACCGGCUUUACGGGUCAAUACGUGUUCGAAGAAUUAGCUCGACUGUCUAAAAGCGAAAACGUCAAAUUUGCCUUAGCGGCCAGAAGCGAAAACAAGUUAAAAUCUGUGAUCGAAAAAUCAAAAGAGUAUCUGCAGUCUAUUGGUGAACCAAUAGAUGCAGAUAUACCUAUUAUCAUUGCUGAUAUUAGUGAUGAAAAUUCACUGUUAGAAAUGUGUAAGAAGACCAAAGUACUUUUAAAUUGUGUAGGACCAUACAAUUUAUUUGGAGAGAGAGUUGUUAAAGCAUGCCUUGCUGCUGAAACUCAUCAUUUAGACGUUAGUGGAGAACCACAGUUUCUUGAAGGGAUGCAAUUGAAAUAUCAUGAAGAAGCAAUUCAAAAAGGAAUUUAUAUAAUUGGAGCAUGUGGAUUUGACAGCAUUCCUUGUGAUUUGGGAGUAUCUCUAGUUAAAAAAAAGUUUCAAGGUGAUCUCAAUUCCGUAGAAACAUAUCUUGAAUUUAAUAGUGGACCACAGGGUGAAACCAUUAACACAGGCACAUGGAAUUCUAUAGUUUAUGGAAUAACGUCUAUGAAUAAGACUAAAGAAAUUAGGAAAGAAUUAAAUAAGACUGUUUUUAAGAAAAGACCAAACUUUUCACAUCCUUUGUCAAAAAGACCUGUUGUCUUUAAAAGUGACAUUACAAAUAAGUGGUGCAUUCCCUUUCCUGGAAGUGACAAAGCAGUCACAUCCCGAAGUCAACUUUUUAAUUACAAUUAUAAAAACGAAAGACCGGUGCAGAUACAAACAUAUUUUGUGACAUCAUUAUUCAAUUUAUUUUUCAUUUUACUGAUGGGAAUGAUGCUUUUUAUUUUUUCACGUUUCAAGUAUGGCCGAAAACUCUUGGUAUCUUAUCCACAUCUGUUUUCUUUUGGUAAGUUUAAAGAAGGGGGUCCUUCAAGACAAGAGAUUAAGGAAUCAUCCGUCACUACUGUGUUUUGGGCUGAAGGGUGGAAGGAUAAACUGGAUGUUGACAAACAGCAUACAGAACAACCCAAUAAGAAUAUGAAAGUAAUUUUAACUGCACCUGAUGCAGCAUACAUUACUACAUCACGCUGUCUAGUCAAUGCUGGUGUUGUGUGUUUGAAAGAAAAUGAGAAAAUGCCCGGAAGUGGUGGUGUCUUAACUCCGGCAGCUGCUUUUGAAGAUACUUCGCUAUUGGAACGGUUACAAAAGUCAGGAAUGGAGUUUAGUAUUAUAGAGAAGUAAUGACAGACUGUUCCACUGUUCUAUUCCAAUUCAACAGAAAAUAUUAACAAUUUAAAUAUAUCAAAUUUCUGUUGAUGGGAACAAUUUUUUUAUGUUUGAUGUUUUGCCAUUUGUACUAAGAAAUCUAAGUCUUGAUUUGUUACCAUAUGUUAAAUCUAGAAUUGCUUUUCAGUCAAGCAAUAUUAAUUAUUGAUUUAUGCACAUAAGUAAAAAUUACCUGUGGUGAAAUAAAAUGGUUUAAUAUUUUCAUGAAUGUUCUCUGUUAUAUACAUAUAUAGCAUUUGUCAAUUGUAAGAAAUUUAAAGCGCAAGAUAUAAACUUAGUUAAGUUAUGCAAAUUAGUGAAAAUCGAUUUUCGUGUUUGCAUAAAAAGUUGUGCCUUAUUUUUGAGAGGUGCAUGAGUGUUUCAUAGGGGGCAAACGGCACUUGCUCCCCUGGAAUGGAAAAAAAAUUUUCACAAAUUAUAAUUAUAAAAAUGAUUGCUGUGUGAUCUUAUACUCUAGACCAGUGUUUCUCAACCUUUUUUGGCCAUGCCCCACCAAAGCAUCUUUAACUAUCUGUUUAGCAGUUACUAUUUACAGUUCAUAGACAAAUGUCGCUACUUGUUUAUUUAUUUUUUCGAAAACGUAAACCUAUUAUUAUUAUUAUUAUUAUUACUACAGUAGAGCAUUGAUUAUCCAAAAGCGUUCCAGUUGGCAAAUUCAAAUUUUCCGUUAGGACAUACUCAGGAUAUUAUGACAAUCUAUAGAUAUCCUAUAUUUUCCGAAGGGCCCGAAAACAUUGAAAUGAUCCAUCUGCAAAUAUCAAUUUUUCUCAUAGUAGUCGGAGUGGAAGAAACAUUUUCUGGACCAAUUUAUUACGUUAUCGAUCAAAUCGUUUUUUGCCUUUUAUUGUAUUUAAUUUUCUUCUUAAACUGAGACUAAAUAUGGAAAGAUUGGGGGCAUGAGGUCGCGAUUAACUAUAUACAAAUUUCUGGGCUAGAUAUGAAGACACGUGUUGUUUUCAAUUGAAAAAUUUUCCCCAGAAUGGAGUUACACAGAUGACUGCAACUCUGUUAUCGGGAAAAGUAUGAUUUACAGGGGCAAGACACUAUUAAUUUGAUAUCGAGAGGAUAUAUUUUACAUUAAAUAAAAUAUAAUUAAAAAUUGCAAUCCAGCAUUAUGAAGAUGCCAGAAUAAUUUUUGCUUGUUUUAUAGUUAUUUUGUUCUUAUUUAAAUAAUUUUUAUUAAACUUUUGAUUUUGUUUAGUUGUUACCAUG